Molecule: messenger RNA, 3392 nt
Organism: Ictalurus punctatus (channel catfish)
Lineage: Eukaryota; Metazoa; Chordata; Actinopteri; Siluriformes; Ictaluridae
Gene: ddx19b
Product: DEAD-box helicase 19b
Exons: 12
Coding region: 203-1642 (479 amino acids)
Biological process (GO): poly(A)+ mRNA export from nucleus
Cellular component (GO): nucleus; cytoplasmic stress granule
Molecular function (GO): RNA binding; RNA helicase activity; ATP binding
Source: RefSeq, a predicted model, not a curated record
AACCAUUAGAAUCGACGGACUUGUUUCUCCCCGGAGGUAUGUGAGUGCAGCACAUCUUGUGAGCAGUCGGCACGCCAUUGUAUGAAUUCGCUUUAUUUAAGCACUUUUAAAAAUAAAUGUAACCUAUCUAAGUUUAGCGACAAAUCGUAGAACUCAGAAGCUUUUGUUUUAAAGUAGAAGUAUUUUAGUUUGAUUUACGGACAUGGCUACGGAUUCCUGGGCUCAGGCUGUGGAUCAACAAGAAGCUGCAGCUGAGUCGAUAAGCAACCUUCAAUUAAGUGAAAAGGAAGACAAACCAAAAGCAGAGGAAAAUGGAGCCAAGGCUGAGGGAGAAGGAGAGAAGACUGAGGAGGAAGAAAAAGAGGACAAAGCAGCUCAGUCGCUGUUGAACAAGUUGAUACGAAGCAAUCUAGUGAACACCACCAACCAAGUGGAAGUUCUCCAAAGGGAUCCGAACUCUCCGCUUUACUCGGUCAAGUCGUUUGAGGAGCUGCGCUUGAAGCCUCAGCUACUUCAAGGUGUUUAUGCUAUGGGCUUCAACAGACCCUCGAAAAUCCAGGAGACCGCCUUGCCCAUGAUGCUUGCAGAACCCCCACAGAAUCUUAUAGCGCAGUCUCAGUCGGGUACAGGUAAAACUGCCGCAUUCGUCCUGGCUAUGCUCAGUCACGUGGAUCCCAGCAACAGAUGGCCUCAGUGCCUGUGUGUGUCGCCUACAUACGAGCUCGCCCUCCAGACGGGCAAGGUCAUCGAGCAGAUGGGCAAAUUUUACCCUGAAGUCCAGCUGGUGUAUGCAAUCCGAGGAAACAAAUUGGAGAGAGGGGUGAAGCUCCAGGAGCAGAUUGUGAUCGGCACUCCUGGCACAGUCCUGGACUGGUGCCAAAAGCUCAAAUUCAUCGACCCAAAGAAAAUUAAAGUGUUUGUUCUGGACGAGGCAGACGUCAUGAUCGCCACACAGGGUCACCAGGACCAAAGCAUUCGCAUCCAGAGGAUGUUGCCUAAAUCCUGCCAGAUGCUCUUGUUCUCUGCAACGUUCGAGGAGUCUGUGUGGAACUUCGCCAAGCGGAUCAUCCCCGACCCGAACAUCAUCAAACUGAAGAGAGAGGAGGAGACGCUGGACACCAUUAAGCAGUACUAUGUGAUGUGCGACAGCAGGGAGGAGAAGUUCCACGCCCUGUGUAACAUCUACGGUGCCAUCACUAUCGCACAGGCCAUGAUCUUCUGUCAUACCAGGAAAACAGCGGGGUGGCUAGCAGGAGAGCUGUCUAGGGAGGGCCACCAGGUGGCGCUACUCAGCGGUGAGAUGCAGGUGGAACAGAGAGCUGCGGUUAUCGAGCGUUUCCGCAAUGGCAAAGAGAAAGUCCUGGUCACUACAAACGUCUGUGCCCGAGGUAUCGAUGUGGAGCAGGUCUCGGUGGUUAUUAAUUUCGAUUUACCCGUGGACAAGGAUGGAAACCCUGACAACGAGACGUACCUGCACCGGAUCGGGCGCACUGGGAGAUUUGGCAAGCGAGGGCUGGCGAUCAACAUGGUGGACAGCAGGUUUAGCAUGAACAUUCUCAACCGCAUUCAGGAGCACUUCAAUAAGAAAAUUGAAAAACUGGAUGCGGACGAUUUGGAUGAAAUCGAGAAAAUAGCGAACUGAGGAGAGGGACGGGCUUCUCCAGCAGUGGUUUUAUUCCUUGGGCUAGGAGUAGAACUAUGCCACGCAGGAUGUUUACGAGGACAUGGAAAUGUCGUCUUUUAGAUUUUCUCUUUAUAGGUUUUAACAUUACCGCAGUUUCACUCUUUGUACUUCUUAAUAAAAUCCAAAUGUGUAGUUCUUUUUGUCGUGUGAGUAAAUAAGGCGUGUAGGUCACUAGAUUACAUUUGGAUGCGGGCUUUGAUCAGUUUAGAGAAAAUAUGAAGUGUUUUACAUGACACUACCUGAACUCUUGUUCUGCUGUUCUUGUAUUAUGGAAAUGAUCAUCUAGAGGGGAAAAGAACCCCAACAAUUUUUAUAUUUCUGCUAUAAGUCAUGUGUAAUAGAUUUUAAGGUCUGGAUAAAACAUUUCUAAACAAGCAAACUUCUUAAGGAGGUAUGGCUUGUCUUCCGUUGUUAAUGAUGAUUAUUGUAUUUGUUGAUUUAGUACCUCAAACAUCAGUGCUGAUGGUACAUAUUAUUGGCGUUGAUCACUUUACAAAUAAAUUUGCCAAAGUUAAAUUUUUUGAUUAACCAAAGUCUUGUGCCUACACUGAUUGUACCAGUACACCUUAAAAUUGAACUUUUAAAGUGGAAUCAUACAAUCAUGUAUUUUAAGGGUUGUACAUACAAAGCAAUAUUGGGUUUUUAAUUAAGUAGUACAAAGAGUGAAAUAAUCGGUAUGUCUGCUCAGAACGGAAAUUAAAGGGUAACUCAUGUUGACAAAGGUAUUAUUGGUGUGCCGCUGUACGAGGUCAGAGCCAUGUGUACGACUUAACUUCUGUCAUGUACACGGCUGGUUUGAAGCACACUGGUUAAUUCUAGGUGUGCUUUUGCCUCAUGAACACAUCCUCUGUGCUACUUCAGGGUAGUCUUUCUAGCAAAUUAAGUUAUAUUGUGAGACAUUUUGUAUCACGAUCAACACAAGAGACUGCAUCUUAAAGCUAUUUUAUUCAUUUACCCAAGUGCUUGAAGGAACAAGUCAAUAUGCAACUGACUGUGAAACAAUCACUUUGGAACUGUCACUAAGUUGUUCACUUUAUCGGUGCGUUUUUAGUUUAUUUUUUCAAAUAAAACAUUUAUCAAACCAGCCCUUAACAGAGGUGCCAACAUUACUGAUGAGGAAAUCCUAACAAGCGGAGAGACCUAACAGCAUUUAAAAAAAAAAAAGACGGAUGUAAACGUCUGGUACUUUUUUUUUCCCCAACCAAAGUGUCCAUAGUCCCACAAAAUUGGAGGUGAAAGUUCACCUAGAUAAAGCUGGCAGAAAGUCAGUGACAGACACAAAUGUGUCUUAACAUCAUUUUGUCCUUUCCCCUUCAGUGAAUUGGGUUUUUUUCCCUGCUGGAUGAAUUUUAUUAGCAUUUUUGUGUGUCAGCUGCUUUAACUGUGAAAGCAUAAAAGCAUCAUUUUCAGAAGUCUCCUUUAUCGCUAAAGUGAGAGAUCAAAAAUCAUAAACGCUAAAGCUGAAACUGUAUGUUGGCACCUCUGCCUUAUUUCUCAAUCAGCAUAAUAUUUGAUGAUCAUUUUAAAAAAAGGUUGCCUGCAAGAAACAUUCCUGCUUAACUUCAGGGUUUAAACAUUUUUAAAACGUUUUUCAUGUCCCUCUUGAUUAGUUGUGUUUUUACACGAGCUGCGGAUCAUGCAAAUGGACUCAAAACUGAAAUAAAAACACAUUCUGUGUCCCGAGACUACGAGAAUGAGCUCAAACACU